Sinocyclocheilus grahami is the source of this 1478-nucleotide messenger RNA. RefSeq names its product beta,beta-carotene 15,15'-dioxygenase-like. Lineage: Eukaryota; Metazoa; Chordata; Actinopteri; Cypriniformes; Cyprinidae. Gene Ontology annotation, biological process: retinal metabolic process; carotene catabolic process. The transcript is spliced from 8 exons. The record is from RefSeq and is a predicted model, not a curated record. Gene Ontology annotation, molecular function: beta-carotene 15,15'-dioxygenase activity; carotenoid dioxygenase activity. The coding region runs from base 124 to 1254 and encodes 376 amino acids.
UCCUGUAAUGAGAGGCGGAGUCUUUACCGUCCUCAAGCUUUAUAGACAGUUCGUGUUCGAACGCUGACUGUCUGUCACUUCUCAGAACUUCUUUGGAGAAACUUUCGACAACGCUUUGGAACGAUGCAGUACGACUAUAGUAAAAACAAGGACGAACAUCCGGAGCCCAUUAAAGCUGACCUAAAAGGCUUGAUUCCUGAAUGGCUGCAGGGCACGCUUAUACGCAAUGGACCUGGCCUCUUCUCUUUGGGAGAGACGAGAUACAACCAUUGGUUUGAUGGAAUGGCACUUUUGCACAGUUUCACAAUAAAAAAAGGUGGGUCAGACGGGUCUCCACCUUUGAAAAGCGCUGAGGUCGUGUGCACUGUGCCCUGCCGUUCCCUCCUCACGCCCAGUUAUUACCACAGCUUUGGCAUGACUGACAACUACUUUGUCUUUAUCGAGCAGCCCUUAAAGCUGGAUGUCCUCAAAAUGGCCACAGCCUAUCUGAGGGGAGUCAGCUGGGCCAGCUGCAUGAAAUUCCACCCUGAAGACAGUACCCUGAUUCACCUUAUUGACCGAAAGACAAAGAAGGAAGUUGGGAUCAAAUUCUACACUGGUGCGAUGGCUGUCUACCAUCAAGUCAAUGCCUUUGAAGAUGAUGGCCAUGUUGUUUUUGAUGGGAUCUGCUAUGAUGACAACAGCUUGUAUGAAAUGUUUUACCUGGACAAGCUGAAGGAGCAGAUGGGAGCAGAUACAGUGUACUGCAAGCCAAAAUGCAAAAGAUUUGUGUUGCCCCUGAGCGACAUGGGUGAGACAGGUGAAGAUCUGGUCAAACUUAAAUACACGACAGCAAGUGCUGUGAAGGAGAAAGAGGGGAAGGUUCUGUGUCAGGGCGAGGUUCUCUGUGAUGGUGUGGAACUUCCAAGAAUUAAUUACAAUUUCAAUGGAAAGAAGUACAGAUAUUCGUACAUGUGUUGUGUGGAUAUAUCCCCAGUGGCCACAAAGAUUGUAAAGUUUGAUGUGGAGACAAAGCAGAAGAUUGAGUGGACUGGAGGAGACUGUUUUGCCUCGGAGCCUGUUUUCAUUCCCAGGCCAGAUGCAGUUGAUGAAGAUGAUGGUGUAGUCCUGACAUGUAUCAUAAACGCCAAACCUGUGCAGGGUGGCUUUCUACUGGUGCUUGAUGGCAAGUCUUUCAAAGAGGUUGCCCGGGCAUGUAUAGAUGUAGAUUUCCACAUGGACAUGCAUGGCUACUUCAUACCAGGCAGUAGUUAAAUCUUUGAUGUAUGCCAGCUAUACAGGCAUAAUGACAGAGAUAGAGAAUCUCCUGUAAAUGUUGGUAUUUUGAUAAUCUGGUUACAAAGUUGUCAAAAACAUUGAAGUCACAUUUUGUGAUUGACUGUAUACAGUGGUGUUUGGAAGUUGUUGGUGUAUUUCUUGUUUGGAAAAAAUGCAUGCAUGUAUAAAGUUUGAAAGGUCAUUUAUUGUAAUAUCAAACA